Molecule: messenger RNA, 7674 nt
Organism: Rhagoletis zephyria (snowberry fruit fly)
Lineage: Eukaryota; Metazoa; Arthropoda; Insecta; Diptera; Tephritidae
Gene: Dab
Product: DAB adaptor protein
Cellular component (GO): cytoplasm
Source: RefSeq, a predicted model, not a curated record
AUGGUGUUAGUGGCGAAUUUAGAGUACACAACAACAACAACCACAUAUCGCAAUGAUCCAGGCCGCUUCUUUGGUGAUGGCGUGCAAUUUAAGGCUAAACUUAUUGGUAUACUCGAAGUGGGCGAGGCACGUGGUGAUCGUAUGUGCCAAGAGGCGUUGCAGGAUCUUAAAAUGGCCAUACGUGCCGCGGGCGAACACAAGCAACGAAUAACCAUACAUGUAACGAUCGAUGGACUACGGCUGCGUGAUGAAAAAACUGGGGACUCACUCUAUCACCAUCCCGUGCACAAAAUAUCGUUCAUCGCGCAGGAUAUGACGGAUUCACGUGCGUUUGGCUAUAUAUUCGGUUCGCCAGAUAGCGGCCAUCGCUUCUUCGGUAUAAAGACUGACAAAGCAGCCAGCCAGGUGGUGUUAGCUAUGCGCGACCUCUUCCAGGUUGUUUUCGAGCUGAAGAAGAAGGAAAUAGAAUUGGCACGCCAGCAAAUUCAAUCAAAAUCCAUUCACGAACAUCAGCUCGCCUCCCUAUCAUCGCUUAAGUCCGCCGCUGGCGGCAUUGGUGCUGGAUUGAGCAGCCACAAUGAUCUCAGUAGCACCGGUGGAGGCUGCGGUGGCAGCACGUUGUCGAUGCUUAGUGGAAUUGGUGGGCAAAGUCGUGCGACAACCUCGAAUCGUUUGGGUGUUAAUAUGGACAGCAAAGGAGCAGCCAAAGAGAUGUCUCCUGAGUCAGUUGCAGAUUUAGUUGAUUUGGAGCAGGAGUUAAGUUCCUUACAACGCGGUAUAACACAAAUGGAGCGCAUUACGCCUAAUGAGCCGGCGCAACCGUCACUCUGUGGCGUCGCUGGAAAAGCGACUAAUGAUGAUGAUCCAUUUGGCGACUCAUUUACCAACUUUCCUACUUACAACCUUUUGCCGCCACCCGAAUCUGGUCGAUCACGCCACAAGCCAAUUAAAUCGACUGAUUCAACACUCAAUCAACCGGCAACAACAUCUAGUGUAGCCCAAAAUGUUACACUAUCUUCUUUACUUUCACCUGCAGCAGUAUUGAGCAGUUCAGCGGGUACUUUGCACCAUGACGACGAUGACAAUUGGCUGCAUGAACUUGACCAGCAAAAUGAUGUUUUUGACACUUCAAAAGCUGGCUCAAUUGGCAUGGGUGUUAGCUUGGCAAUGGCACCGCUAGCGCCCAGCGAAUCUACGUCCACACCAACGCAACAAUUAAGCGAGAAUUCAACACUGGUAGAUGUGGAAUUAGCCGCAGCAGCUGCAAUCCAAGCUAAUGCCCAACUGUCUAGUGGAAGCGUAGCAACAACAAUGCCAACUGCUAUGGGAACGACAUCAUCUUCACCAAUACCAAUAUUGGGCGAUGGACCUUCGCAGCCGACAGCUGGCGGUGCAGUUAAGUCAGAUGCUUUUACAGAUUUGGAUCCAUUAGGUACGGGUCGCACGCGUCCCUACGUCGAUAAGAAAUACUUCUUCCAGGACCUUAAGAAUCCACCCAAGAAAGUGCUCAACGACUUGUCUUCAGGUGGCAAUGGCAUUGUCGAUAUAACCGCUACGGGUGUGCACUAUACCGCCGCCUCUGCGGUAGUCGAUGAAUUUCUCAGCAAAGAUGGUCUAUUCGAGGACAAUCUAACGAAUAUGGAUGGUCAAAGUGAAGGCGCUCAGCAAAUGCAACAGCUGCAGCAGCAGCAGCAGCAGCAGCAGCAUACAUUGCCACCACCACCACCAUUACUUAACAUUACUAACACAACUCAUACAUCAGGUAUAGCUGGCUUGCAAACAGCCCUAAACACUUCUAAAAUAAUGUCAAAUACCACGAUGUCUGCGACAACAGCAGCCACUGCAUCAACGACUACAACAACUUUACUAAUCGGUGUGCUUGCACCACCAUGCACAGCUAGCAUUUGCACCUGCACCAUAAGCAGUACCAAAUACACGAGCACCGCUUCUAAUGUUGUUGUGUCUAGAUUAACAAAUACUAACCACCAUAUAGCGUCUAGUAACAGUUUACUAACAACCUCCACCUACUCUACUAAUUCCACACCAGCUUCUACUUUAAGAAUGCACCAUUACCAGCCGACCUUAUCGUCGUCGGCAACAUCUUCGUGCCAUACAACAGCUAUACCUACUAAUCUACAUUUAAAUCAUUGCACUUUAGACUCCACGACAACGACGAUUGCCGCAGCCGCUGUUGGUGAUGUCGUGAUGAUGCCACGUGACACUGACCCAUUUUCCCCGACGCGCAAGAUGAGUGACCCCUUCCAAGAGGGCAAUGACGUUUUUGCCAAAUUGGAUCCCUUCGAGUUUGAGUUCAACAACGCUGAGGUCAAUCAAGGUAGCUCACCAUCCGCCAGCGUUGAAGCGCGACGUUCAGCGGAUGUUUUCAAUGGGCCGCUACAAGUCAAUUUACCGCCAGAGAGCAGAAUUUCUCCAACGCCCGCACAACCGCUCAAUACUGCGGCCCAGUGGCGUGCGGAUGUUGCGCGCUUGGAAAGACAAAUGAAUGAACCUGUAGCCGCAAUGGGCAACGGCAGCGUCAUAACAGCUGGAGGCGUAAGCAGCACUGUGCGUUCGCGUCCAACGCCUUCAGGCCAGUUGUCGGCUAUGGCGCAGCCCUCGUCAGUCUUCAAGCAGCAAACAGCUGAUGUUAUUUCCAGCAUCAGCAAUAAAAAGAUGCCGCACUUGUUUGGCCAGACGCGCUUCUCCAAGCGCGAUUCGAAUAGCAUCAAUAUGUGUCGGCUGCAGGAGAGCGACUCACUGAGCGAAAAUGAGGCCGCGCCGGAACCACCGCCGCGUCCAGAUUCGGCGCUGCAUGCAGAACCGCCGCCAUUGCCGCCCAAGAAACAAUUUAACGAUAUUAUCAUUCGUCCGCGCGUGACCUCAGGCAAUGCAGUACCACCCAGCGCGCCAACGGCUAGUUUGAGCAGCCGGUAUGAGUUCGUCAACACCUCCGCAGCGAAGACUUUGCGCGCCGCUGGCUCCGAAGUUCCACCGAUACCGUUGCCAUCACGUCGCGUCGGUCGCUCAGAUGGCACCUAUCCUGGACCAGGACGACCACGAAAACCUGGCCACACUGAGGAUGAUUACUUGGCGCCCAUAAGUAGCGUUGGCAAUAUUGGUAGCUCAGCGCCGACCGAUGUGCCACCGCUGUUGCCACCGCCAACGCAGACUUCGACGCGUUCGCGCGCGCAACGCCAGCAUUCGCUAUCGAAGCCACAAGAUAUCUACGAAAACAAGUUGGAGAUUUUGCAACAACAACAGCAGAAACAACAGCAAGCGCUUGCUGAAAGUGCUUGCGCGCCAACGGCGGCUGCAUCGUUGAUACCUGAUAUCACAUUGAGCCAGUUAAUGACGUUGAGUCUUGACGAUUUGGCCGCGAAAUUGAGUGUACCCGUUAGCAAAUUGAGCACCAUGACGUUGGUGGAGCUAACUUCGUAUCUCUCAGAGUUUAUUGAAAAAUCAAAGCCACAGCGCGCAACCGCGGCAGCAGUUAGAGGUGCAAUUGGUGGCGAUCAAGCGCUCGCUACUCAUAUGAGUCCGCUGCCUGCACGUCGCCUUGAAAUGCAAACUGUCGGUGCUGAGCCAAUGCCAAGCUUGGCGCAAGCCCAUGUUUUUAAGGUAAAUUUCGACCAGCAGGCAACCUUUGUGGCCAAGUUUGACGAUACGUUCGGCGAGGAUCUGCCGGCCCGCAGAGCAGAUGGCCAAAGUCAAGAUGCAUUUGCCGAUUUCGAGCAGUUCAACGAACCGCCAGUCGCGCCCCCGCCAAUACUGAGCGAAGCCAGUCGUAGUGCAGCGCUUGUGCCCUCUGCCGAUCGCUACGCCGUUUUCCGCGAAAUCAUUGACAAGGAGCUGCAGGAGCAGCAGGAAAAUGCAGACCUCAUUGGCGAGGUGAUUACCGAAAAUGAAGACGGCAGCGGAGGUUUGUCACUAACGGCGGGUGCUACUGACUCCACUAUCGCGGUAAGUGCAGUUGAUGAGAUGGGCGCGCACUUCGAAGCUAACUUCGACGAUGAUGACUUCUUCACGACGAGCGCUACAGUUUGCGGCCAGGUACAGCCCCCGAAGAUUGAUACGAAAAUAACAGAAGUGGUGGCGCAGUCAAAAGACCGCUAUGCCGCGCUACGCGAUAUAAUACUCGUAGAGAACCUCUUCGACAAUAAGCCGCCCGCGGCAUUGCAGGCUUCACAAGAGUUCCCUGACUUUAGCGACGAAUUGAACGAAGAUCAAGAUCAAGACCUUAAGCACAUAAUGGACGGACGCGUCAGCAGUAGCGGGCCAGAUCGUUUAGGUUUGGUUGACAGCCGCGGCUUCCCAGCGGAGCCUUCCUCAUCUGCAUUAACUGUGGAGGACGACGAAGAAGAUGACGAUGGCGGCGGCGAAAGCAGUUUGGAUAGUAACGACAAGGACGCUGAUGUCACCGGUGAUGCGCAGGACAAAUACGAAAAGCUAUCUACAUCCACGCAGCAGCUAGAUGGCGAGAAGUCUGACAAACCCGAUAUGAUUGACAGCCUUCCCGAGCGCUCCGCCUCCCAACCUUCACCGAAUUUAUUGAAUGCCAAACAGGAUAAUAAGUUCCUCACUGUGGCUGGCAGCAGUGGACUCUCCUCUUCCAAGGACGAUCUAGAAAUCGAUGAGCUUAUGCAACGAGCCAUAUCCAAUUUGUCGCUGGAUUCACGUGAACGCACCUCACCCGCGAAUUCAGCGACCAAUAUGCCUACAGUCAUUGUUACAUCAGGAAACUCAACAGCGUUGCCGCGUCCAAAUGUCACACUAUCGACGCAGGCGCAAUUUAACGACGUAAGCACAUCGCCCAUACCACUCCAGAAGUCGCCAACACCCGGUGCUGCCGUACAAAAAUCACCGCUUGUCAAGUCUCCACAACCUUCGCCAGUUCUGUCGCAACUGUCGGCUGUUUCGAACCUAAUUGACACGGCCACCAAACAAAUUGGCAUCGGUGGCAAUGUGCAAAAGGAAACGGAAGUUAAACACUCCAAAGAGUUUUGGGCCACUUUCGAUUCCCCCAAGCCAAGCAUCGAGAAGAUAGAUAAACGCGCGAGAGGAGUAACUAAGCCAGCGGUCAAGACUGCAUCACUACACUUGCCACCGCCACCACCGUCGAACACGUCACAGAACGAUACUGCGGAAUCGCCAUGCUCAUCAGAUCCACGUGAUGACGGUUGGAGCAAAAGCGGCAAUGUCGGACGCCGCUGGACGAAGAAAGAUCGCCAUCAGACGUCGUCGUCUUCACGUGAUUUGAGUCCAUGGGACGACGAGUUGUCCGACUUUCAGAAGCAAAAACGUAUACCAGGUGUGGGACCCAUAGCACCACCACCUGGAAUGGUAGAUCGACAUGGUUACUAUAUGCGACACACGCGACGCAUGAACUCCUGCGACGAGGACUACGACUACGACGAUGAAUUUAACGCACGCCGUGACCAUCGCAAAUUGAAACCUGGACUUUCGCGUAGCCGAGAUAAUUUCGAUUUAGAAUCUCCCCAAUGGUAUCACCAUGCACCGCAUCACACCUGGUCGCCGCAGGAGAUCGAACAAGCUGGCUUGCGUGCUCGCGCUUUUGAACGCAGCGCCUACGAGCGCAGCACUUACGGUCCACCCGUGUACGAUAAACGUGGCAUUGCACUGCCGCCUAAUGCAUCAUCAAGCUAUGAUCGCCGCAGCGCUUAUGACAAGCGCAGCAAAUACUAUCGCGACUAUGCGCGGCCAAAUUAUGAUUUCGACGCAUACGGUGACCCAUCGCUUGAUCGUUACCGCGAUGGCGGAAGCUUUGAAAAGGCGAAACCUGGUAGACGCGCAGACUAUGAAAAUAUCUACGAUGAAGGACGCUCACCCAUGGGUGGAAUUAUCAGUGGCGGCGCUGGAGGUGUUUUUAAGUCGCGCGCCGGCGAAUAUUUAUACGAACGCGAGCGUAAAUCAUUCGACCGGGAGAGCGUAGAAUCAUUUGAGAGCGCUACACGACGUCGACGUAGCUUCGGUAGCGGUGAUGUUUACGGAAGUAUUGAGAGUCACGAAGAAUUCCGUGAACGCUAUGGGCCGGAAAAGACGCGCUCGCUGCGGAAGGGCAUCAAGCUGCGCGCUACCGGCGACAUUGACUAUGAACAAGAUUCGGAAAACGAUUUCCAUCAACGCGCGCGUAUGAGUAGCGGUGCAAAUAUUGUUGGUGGUGUGGCAGAUACACGCAGCUUGCAGCGCCCCAAUCAACUGGCGUCGGCAGGUGGCGGGGGAAGCGCCAUGAGCAUGGGCAGUGGGCCGCCGCGUGCGCGCAAGAGUAGCGGUUCCAGUCCGUGGGAUGGUGAAGAACCUCCCUUGCCUGGCCAGAAAUCGUGGAAGCGCCCAUCAAGUGCUGCCGAUUCUGAACGACGACUGGCCGAAAGUAGACGGGCAGUCGCGCUCGGUCAGACUCCGUCGGGCUCAGAUGGGGAAAAGGAUCGCAGGUUCCGCAAGAAGCAGCGCUCGCGGGGCAAAGACAUUCCAUACAGUAGUGCUGGCGCGCCAACCACCACUGGCAGCCGCUACAGCAGCACAGUUUCGACAGUACCUCAUCCACGCGACAAUUACGAUUACAUAACAUACGACGACGAUGAUGUUGACGAUGAGGAAGACUAUGUUGAUGAAGAGUACGACGAGCCGCCCACGGAUGAGGACAAAUUUGAGCGCUUGAAUAGGCGUCGUCACGAAAUGCAUCAACGCAUGCUGGAGACUGAACGCAGGCAACAUUCUAUGGGCAAAGUGCCAAUCAGUUCCCUCAAAUGUAGUGCGCCAACGAGCGCUGCGAAGAAAUAUCCAACACGAAGCGGCGACUAUGACUUUGAUGAUUACGAGCAAACGCCCACACCACGUUCCAAUGCCAGCGCCAGCUUGGCAAGUGCCGGCAGCUCGUAUCUGGCAACAACCAGUGGUGGGGGUGGUGUUGUUGGCGGUGGCAGCACCGGGAGUGCUACGAAAUUCAGUUUCGAUGGUGGUUUUGAAUCGGACUUUAAUCAGAGUUCACCACCACCGGCCCCCGCUGGCACGGCGUCCAGUUGCAAUUCAACGCCGGCCGCCACUACUGCGAGCGCUUGCGUGACACCAGCGACCAAAUCGUCCUUCCGCUUUUCAAAUGAUUUCUCGGAACGUGAAAAAAUGCACAGCUUCGCACAAAACUCCACGAGUGUUAGCAGUUCGCAACAAUUUGAUCUGGAUGCCACGCAAUCGCCAGCUUCACAAAUGAUGCCACCCAUUAUAACACAGAAAUUGCGCUUCGAUGACAAUGUGAAGGUGUCACAAUUCGACGAUGCUGCUUUCGAGGAUGAUUUCUCAAAUGCACAGUUCGACUUUGAAAAGGAUGAUCAGUGGAAUGCGGACUCGUUGCAAAGCACAAGCAAUGCAACACUUCUGACAACCGCUGCGAAGAAACACAAUUUGAGGAACAGUAAACUGCAGCAGAGGCAAGAACUGAUCAAGAAAUCCGAAUCGAUUAACAUUUUUGCCAAGAAAUCAGAGGAUCCCUUCGAGGAUGAUGAGUUCUUUAAGGCGCCAAGCGAAGUGAAACUAGCGAACAACAAUAACAACAACAACAACACCGGACAACCAGCAGCUAAAUCGGGUGCAACGGACAACAGCAGCGGAUUUCAAUGUGACGACGAUUUUAAUUUUGCCAAAUUCGAUGAAAAUAUGUGA